Molecule: messenger RNA, 2257 nt
Organism: Engraulis encrasicolus (European anchovy)
Lineage: Eukaryota; Metazoa; Chordata; Actinopteri; Clupeiformes; Engraulidae
Gene: sclt1
Product: sodium channel and clathrin linker 1
Exons: 22
Coding region: 108-2162 (684 amino acids)
Biological process (GO): clustering of voltage-gated sodium channels; cilium assembly
Cellular component (GO): centriole
Source: RefSeq, a predicted model, not a curated record
CGCCAAAUCUCGAAUCGGACUGUUACACUGGCAAGACGAAAUUAUUCUUCUGAAUUUCGUUUAGUGUCAUACAGCCCUGAAUCAACCCAUCUGUGUAUGAUUGCAGGAUGUCAUCCGAAACCGAAUUUCGACCAGGUCAAGGUUCUUGGCAGCCUGCCGCUAGUGGGCUACAAGAUCCUCAGAUUUCUGCGGCAAUGUUCUCACAGCCAGGCGAGUACAUGGGUUUGGAUUCUAUUGAACCCUGGUCAAUGGACAGAAGCAUCAUGGGCCCGCUUGUGUCUGAGUAUGACCGGCACAUCGAUGAGAUGACAAGGAAACUACAGCUCUACCAGAGGCAAAUGGAAGACCUCAGAGUUAAACUUGAGACCGUCGUCCAAGAAAAUGAAAGGCUGCAUUCGGAGCUGCGCACAUCAGUGGAAAGACAUAUUCAGAUGUUGCCCGUGGGUUCUGGCUUAGAUGUGGACUCCGGAGCAGACGAUGUAAUCUUGAAGAGCCUAAAAGAACAGCUGGAACAUGUAGGCAAUGAGAAGCAGUGGGCUAUGGAUAUGUGGCAGACAUCUGUGCAGGAGGUGGAUAGGCUACAGAAGCUGCAUCAGAACUCUGUGACGGAUGGCCAAGCACAGGCUGCCCAGCACCAACAAAUUAAGAACCAACUAGUGCAAGUUCAGCAGCAUUUGCAGAAAUUUCAAACCAUGAACCAGAAGCUUGACCUGACGAACCAGCAGUUCCUGAAGACGGUGACGGAGCAGAGCUCGGAGCUGGAGGAGGUGCGUGGCCAAUUCAGACAGGCAAAGGUAGACCUGCGAACAGCGACUGGUAAAGUGGAGGAGAUGACACGCCUCCUUCAGAAUGUUCAGGAGCAGAUGCACAGGAAGGAAGAGGAUGCUGUGGAGGCACAGGGCAGAGAAGAGGCAUCAGAGCGGCGGCACCAGCAGCUCCAGACGGCCCUGGGGCAGCUGGAGGGCAGGCUGAAGGUGGCGACUCAGGAGGCGGAGCAGCUGCGACGGGAGCGCGUGGCGUGGGAGCGGCAGGUGGGCGACCUGCAGGGCCGCUGCUCCACGCUGGAGGAGGAGAAGUACGAGGCCUACGGGAAGGUGCGCGACUCCAUACAGCUGGCUGAGGAGGCCUCACUUCAGAAAGAACAGGCCCAGUUGCGAGAGAAGCAGAAGACGGAGGAGAUGGAGAAGAUGAAGGAGGCGAUGAAGCAGCUGGUCCAGGAUGCUGCCGUGAGGACUCGCAGGGAGGUGGAGAAUGUCAGGAAACAGUGCAACGUCCAGAUCCACCGGAUGGCAGAGGAGCUGUCUGCUCUCCAGCUGGAAUGUGCUGAUAAGGAAUCGCAGAUUGACCGGGCCCACCGGGAGAGGAAAGCAGUGGAGGAGGAACUCGAAAAGAUGUACAAAGAAGGAAGAAGUGGUGAGCCUGAGUUUCGUAAAAUGGAGGUCCUACAUCAACGGUGCCUGAAUGCGGAGCGGCUAAAGGACGAUAUACACCUCACUCUCCAGAGCACACAGACCAAGAUGAAGAAGAUGAAGAUGGAAUAUGCGGAGGAGCUGUCACGGUGCCAAGACGAGGUGCGUCGUCUGCAGGCCUCGCUGGCGGCCGCUCGUGACGACUGCGGCACCAUCAGCGAGGACCGCUUGCAGCUGCAGCAGGAGAACCAGCAGCUGCGCAAGGAGAUGGAGGAGCAGCGCAAAGCCAACCUGCUCGCACAGAGGAAAGCCAAACAGCAGGUUUCUCACAUGGAGCAGGAGUUCUCUGUGAAGGAACAGGGCCUGGACGCGCGGUUACGGGAGCUUGAGGAGAGCCGGCAGAGCUCCAGUGCCGACCUCACCCGGCUUCUGGUGGCCCAGCAGAAGACCACCAAACGCUGGAAAGAAGAGGCCAAAAAACUUGCCGAGGCCUUCGAAUCCAAGCUCAGCAGCCUCAAGAGUGAACUUCUGAGACAGAAGCAGCGAUCUCAAGAGCUAGAAAUUCAGCUGGAAACAGACCAUGAAAAAGUGCUUGAGUACGAGCGGCAGGUAGCGGAGUACCAGGACAGGAACGGCCGUUUGCAGAGGCGCCUAUCUCAAGCCGAGCAGAGAGCAACCACAGCCAGUCAGCAGCUUAGUAUGCUACAGAGACGGAAAGCUGCAUCUCUAGUGGAUCUGGACACAUUGUCAUGAGUGGAAAGGACACACCUUUCCACCCUCCACCCCACCCCUCAAUUUCCAAUUUUCCAAAAAUAAAAUAAAACAAAAUAUAAAUAUUUUACACAUAA